This is a messenger RNA of Arabidopsis arenosa, 1426 nucleotides long. Lineage: Eukaryota; Viridiplantae; Streptophyta; Magnoliopsida; Brassicales; Brassicaceae. The record is from the annotation of a GenBank genome assembly.
AUCAUUGAAGAACAUCAAAGAGCUUGCAGAAAGAGACAUUCGUACACAACAAACGGGCUUCACUACAUCUUAUUUGUAAUGAAACGAGGAUUCUCCGAUUCUCCUUCAAGCUCUGGUCCUCCUCCUUCUUCCCGAUUCAAAUCUAAUCCCGAAGGUGAUUCUCAGUUUCUGGAAGAUGAAACCACAAAGAAUUUUGCCCGGAAAGUUGCUGAUCAUUACAGUCGGAGAACUAACCAAACAUUGGAAGAGCGAGAAGCUAGUCCCAUCAUCCAUUUGAAGAAGCUUAACAAUUGGAUUAAAAGUGUGUUGAUUCAGCUUUAUGCUCGUCCUGACGAUGCUGUUCUCGACCUUGCCUGUGGGAAGGGUGGUGAUUUGAUCAAGUGGGAUAAGGCGAGAAUCGGGUACUAUGUUGGAAUCGAUAUUGCUGAAGGGUCGAUUGAAGAUUGUCGUACGCGUUAUAAUGGUGAUGCAGACCAUCAUCAACGGCGUAAAAAGUUCAGUUUUCCGUCCCGAUUAUUAUGUGGGGAUUGUUUUGAGGUAGAGCUAGACAAGAUUCUUGAAGAGGAUGCCCCUUUUGAUAUCUGCAGUUGCCAGUUUGCUAUGCAUUACUCAUGGACUACUGAGGCACGUGCACGACGAGCUUUAGCAAAUGUUUCAGCUUUACUUCGCCCAGGAGGUGUCUUUAUCGGAACAAUGCCAGAUGCCAAUGUUAUUAUAAAAAAACUCAGAGAAGCUGAAGGUUUGGAGAUUGGUAAUAGUGUAUACUGGAUUCGUUUUGGUGAAGAGUAUUCCCAAAAGAAGUUCAAAUCUAGCAGCCCAUUUGGUAUCGAAUACGUAUUUCAUCUGGAGGAUGCUGUUGAUUGUCCUGAAUGGAUUGUGCCCUUUAACGUCUUCAAGUCUUUAGCAGAAGAGUAUGAUUUAGAGUUGGUAUUUGUGAAGAACUCCCACGAGUUUGUCCAUGAGUAUAUGAAAAAGCCAGAGUUUGUGGAACUCAUGAGAAGGCUUGGUGCUUUGGGUGAUGGUAACAAUGAUCAGAGUACAUUAUCAGCUGAUGAAUGGGAAGCUGCAUAUCUAUACCUCUCUUUUGUCUUGAGGAAGAGGGGAGAACCAGAUGGAGCUCGAAGGAGCGGACGGAGGAAGAAUGGGAAAAUGAACUUAUCGAAAGACGAUGUUUUGUAUAUCGAUAGCUGAAGCGUAAAAGAGUGUUCCUUUUAUACACCAGAGUAUCUCAAGUCUCUGUUUUGGUCUCACUUCGUUCUCUUACGUUUUUGGCCAUUUGAAUUGAGAGAUUGUUUUACUUUCGAAAAUCUGAUCCCUUCACAAAGAAAGCCCAAUAAUACGAUAGUCGUUGAACACUUGUGUUUUCAAGUGUGUAGGCUUUGAUAUACCAUUAGGAUGAUGAACAUGAUAAACUGUAAUAUGAUGU